Synchiropus splendidus (mandarinfish) is the source of this 4422-nucleotide messenger RNA. RefSeq names its product bone morphogenetic protein 1a (gene bmp1a). Gene Ontology annotation, molecular function: metalloendopeptidase activity; calcium ion binding; serine-type endopeptidase activity. NCBI's taxonomy places the organism in Eukaryota, Metazoa, Chordata, Actinopteri, Syngnathiformes, Callionymidae. The coding region runs from base 532 to 3444 and encodes 970 amino acids. The transcript is spliced from 20 exons. Gene Ontology annotation, biological process: proteolysis. The record is from RefSeq and is a predicted model, not a curated record.
UAUCAUCAUUAUUGUUAUCAUAUUUUUUGCGUUAUUGUGGUUAAACGAUAUUUUCAAUGCGCGGCUUGAUUUUAAACUGCCAAUGUGAAGUUGGCGGCACUUUUAUUUUAAAUUUGACAAUGACUUGACUGAUGUUUGUGUUGUUAGCAUCGCAAGCUAACCGUUUGUUUUUUUUAAUUUGAGGUCAAAAGCGUUUUUAUUGGCUCCUCUUCAGUAGUUGUGUACUCCCGUCAGUGGCGAGGGAGCCCCCGGGGGAGAAGUGUGGGGGGACGCGGUUAAAGGGACGUUUCCACCCCGCGGAGGUGCCAUAUCAUCAAAGUUUCUCCUGCAGAAGUCAGCUCCGCUCCGGCUGGACGGCACACACCACUUCCCCCAGAGCCGAGGAGACACUGGAGAGAGGCUGGAUUUAAACCCGCCCUCCGGAGGGAUCUCGUUUCCCCCCAAAUCCUCCCAUUUCUCUCUCUGUCUGUCUUUCCCUGUGUCUUCCUUCACCUUUAUCCCUCGCCUCUCGCCGUUUCCCCCACCACAAUCAUGGAUCUCACGGCGAGAUGUUGGUGUCUCCUGUCCUGUCUCUCCGUGAUAUCGGCCAUCGAUUUGGACACGAUUGAUCCGGGCUACUACGUGGAACCUACUGCCACAUCAGAGGUGAUCGACUAUAAGGAUCCUUGUAAAGCUGCUGCGUUUCUUGGAGACAUUGCCCUGGAUGAGGAGGACUUGCGGUCUUUUAAGGUGGACAGAAUCAUCGAUUUGGCUCAUAGGACAGUCCAUACCGUCAAUCGCACAAAUACAGGUCCAUCUCCCAGGAGUAGACAGAACAGACAAGGCUCCCACCGCAGGAAAAGAGCCGCCACCUCCCGACCUGAGCGUGUUUGGCCUGAAGGUGUAAUUCCAUAUGUCAUCAGCGGUAAUUUUACUGGCAGUCAGCGAGCCAUAUUCCGCCAGGCUAUGCGGCACUGGGAGAAGCACACCUGUGUGACCUUUAUUGAGCGAACUCAGGAGGAGAGCUAUAUUGUCUUCACUUACCGUCCAUGUGGGUGCUGCUCCUAUGUGGGACGUCGUGGAGGCGGCCCUCAGGCCAUAAGCAUUGGGAAAAACUGCGACAAGUUUGGGAUCGUGGUCCACGAGCUGGGUCACGUGAUUGGCUUCUGGCACGAGCACACGAGGCCUGAUCGAGACGAACACGUCAGCAUCAUCAGGGACAACAUUCAACCAGGACAGGAGUACAACUUUUUGAAGAUGGAGCCAGGGGAGGUGGACUCUCUAGGAGAGGUCUAUGACUUUGACAGCAUCAUGCACUACGCCAGGAACACAUUCUCCAGGGGCAUCUUCUUGGACACCAUCCUGCCACGCUAUGAUGUGAACGGUGUGCGACCACCCAUUGGCCAGAGGACCAGACUGAGCAAAGGGGAUAUCGCACAGGCACGCAAACUCUACAAAUGCUCCAGAUGUGGAGACAGUCUGCAGGACAGCAGCGGGAACUUCUCCUCCCCUGGUUUCCCCAAUGGAUACUCUGCGUACAUGCACUGCAUCUGGAGGAUAUCAGUAACCCCCGGAGAAAAGAUCAUUUUGAACUUCACCUCCAUGGAUCUGUACAGGAGUCACCUGUGUUGGUACGACCACGUGGAAAUCAGGGACGGAUACUGGAGGAAGGCGCCACUAAAAGGUCGAUUCUGCGGCGACAAACUUCCCGAGCCAAUCAUCUCCACCGACAGCCGGCUGUGGAUUGAGUUCCGCAGCAGCAGCAACUGGGUGGGAAAAGGUUUCUCUGCAGUUUAUGAGGCCAUCUGUGGAGGGGAGGUGAAGAAGGAUAACGGCCAGAUCCAGUCUCCAAACUACCCAGACGACUACAGACCGAACAAAGUCUGUGUGUGGAAGAUUACUGUCGCUCAGGGCUUCCAUGUGGGCCUUACCUUCCAGUCCUUUGAGAUUGAACGUCACGAUAGCUGUGCCUACGACUACCUGGAGGUGCGAGACGGAAACUCGGAGAACAGUCGCCUUCUGGGCCGCUUCUGCGGCUACGAUAAACCCGAUGACAUCAAAACCAGCUCCAACCAGCUGUGGAUGAAGUUUGUCUCAGAUGGCUCCGUGAACAAGGCAGGCUUCGCUGCCAACUUUUUUAAAGAGAUGGACGAGUGCUCCAAGCCGGACAACGGUCGCUGUGAGCAACGCUGUGUCAACACGCUAGGCAGCUACAAGUGCGCAUGUGACCCAGGCUACGAGCUGGCUGCCGACAAGCGCAGCUGCGAGGCCGCCUGUGGAGGCUUCAUCACCAAGCUGAAUGGCUCCAUCACCAGCCCUGGCUGGCCCCGAGAGUACCCCCCAAACAAGAACUGUAUCUGGCAGCUGGUGGCCCCCACACAGUACCGCAUCACUCUGCUCUUCGAUGUGUUCGAGACGGAGGGCAACGAUGUCUGCAAGUACGACUACGUGGAGGUGCGCAGCGGCCUUUCCGCCGAUUCCAAACUCCAUGGCAAGUUUUGUGGCGCAGAGAAGCCGGAAGCGAUCACCUCCCAGUACAACAACAUGCGCAUCGAGUUCAAGUCAGACAACACCGUGUCCAAGAAAGGCUUCAAAGCUCAGUUCUUUUCAGAUAAAGACGAGUGCUCCAAGGAGAACGGCGGCUGCCAGCAUGAAUGCGUCAACACUUUCGGGAGCUACAGCUGUCAGUGCCGCAGCGGUUUCGUGCUGCACGAGAACAAACACGACUGUAAAGAAGCUGGCUGCGAUCACACCGUGAACAGUGUGAGCGGCACCAUCACCAGCCCCAAUUGGCCCGAUAAAUACCCCAGCAAGAAGGCGUGCACCUGGGCGCUCACCACCACACCAGGCCACCGCAUCAAGAUCGCUUUUAAUGAGAUCGACAUGGAGGCUCACAUCGAAUGUGCCUAUGAUCACAUCGAGAUUUAUGACGGCAAAGACGGGAAAUCACAGAGUCUGGGUCGAUUCUGUGGCACCAAGAAGCCCCCGCCCAUCACCUCCAGUGGCAACAAGCUGUUCAUCCGCUUCUUCUCAGACAACUCCGUGCAGAAGAAAGGCUUUGAGGCGUCACACACCGCAGAAUGUGGAGGUCGUCUGAAGGCCGAGGUCAAGACCAAGGACCUCUUCUCACACGCCCAGUUUGGGGACAACAACUACCCCGGAGCCUCGGACUGCCAGUGGGUGAUCUCGGCCGAGAAAGGUUACGGAGUGGAGCUCAUCUUCCAGACCUUCGAGAUCGAGGAGGAGGCGGACUGCGGCUACGACUACAUGGAGCUCUUCGACGGGGCGGACACCAAGUCUCCCAGGCUGGGACGUUACUGCGGAUCUGGGCCUCCAGAGGAGAUCUACUCGGCCGGAGACUCCAUCGUGAUCAAGUUCCGCUCCGACGAUACCAUCAACAAGAAGGGCUUCCACGUCCGCUACACCAGCACCAAGUUCCAGGACACGCUGCACUCCCGCAAGUGACCAGCGGGGGCCGCAAGGGGCCGCGCGGGGCAGAGGGGCACACGCAGGGGGCCCCAGGGGAGGCGCCAGCCUGACGCUCGGAAACCUUCGGCCACCAAGACCAUUCAGACACGACAGAACAGCCGCAAGACCACCAACCGCACCUCAGCUACGAGGGGCUCUAGCUCCCCCCACUGACUGUGAGGAGUAAAGCCAUCCUGCAGUACCUUGUUUUUACCUUUUUACGGUUAGGAUUGGGGUGGGAGGGCGAAGGUCCACUUGAGAGGGGGCACCACGACCUGGCCCCCUCCAGACCCUUUUAUUUUUCUUUCUAUUUUUUUUUUCUUUUUUUUUUUUCUUUUUUUUAUCAAGGCCUCCCAGCCAGGCACAAACACACAGUGGACUCUCAGGACCCCUGCUUUUGUCGGGCCGGCCCAUCUCACCCGGGGGAGGAGCAGGGCAGGGUCUCCUGCACCCCUCCGUGGCACCGCUCCUCCCCCCCGCCCCACACACCCUCAGCCCUGGGCUUUAAGGAUCCACGUCCAUAACAAGGAUUUAGAAGGACAUGACUUGAGCAUCCGUUGCAUGUAAUAAGCAGGAGAGAGGAGAAACUGUCGUGGCCACACCAGCGUUUGUAACCGGCGGUUGUUACUCUAACAAGGAAUUUAAGGAAGCAGUUAUAUCUAAUUAAAGGACUAAUCCAUGAAUCGUGGUCCGUGUCUCCUGGGUGGUGAUUACUGUACCUCCGUGUGUAAAGUCAUGUGAUUGAUCCAAGGGAACAUGUGCUUCUCUCAGUUCGAACCAGUUAGCACUUUACAGUGAAUUGUUCCAAAAUCAUGAGCUUAUGAGUUUUUGUGAAAUGCAAUGCCAGUUCACUUAUUUUUAAAUGCAUUUUAUCUCUUUGUUUUUGUUGUUUUUACCAUUGCUCCAUUAGUUCCUCAGGCAUACUUGAACGUUGUGUGUGCCCUGUAACGUGGGGUAAUAAAGAUUUGACUUGUG